AUGGAGCAUAAGAUCAAAGAUUGCCCUCGAACGCUGGGUCGAGAGCCAGUAGUGGGUCAAGGUGGUGCUCAACCACCAAGGGGUGGACAGCUGCUGCCAAGGGGCCAUGGACAGGCCAGUGGCGGUAAUAGCAAUAGACGUGGACGUGGAGCACCAAGCAAAAAUACAGGCCAUGCGGAGGUAAGGCAGCCAGCUUUGGUUUAUGCUGGUCGCCACCGAGAAGACGGGGAUGCCCCAAAUAUGAUAACGGGUAUGUUCUAUAUAUAUGAGUUACCUUACACAGCACUGAUUGAUAUUGGAUCAAUGCAUUCAUAUCUUGCAUGCAAUAAGACUGAGUCUUUGGGUGAUAUAUUUGAGAUAAUUGCGAAUGAGAUGAUUGUGAUAAGUUCGUUAGGGCAGUCCGUAGGAGUGAAUAAGAUGUUUAGGGAGGUACCCCUAGUAGUCCAAGGGGUUACCUUUUUAGCGGAUUUGAUAGAGCUGCCGUUUAGUAAGUUUGACUUAAUCUUGGGUAUGGAUUGGCUGGUGAAACACCAAGCCACCUUGGAUUGCACUGCAAAGCGAAUGGUGUUAAGAACUACGGAGGAUAAGGAAGUAGUGGUGAUUGGUGAACGCCGGAACUAUUUUUCGAACGUGAUUUCGGCGAUAAGGGCUGAGAAGUUAGUGCGAAAGGGAUGCAAAGCCUUUUGGGCUUAUAUUAGUGAUAUGGAGGCUCGGAGCCCUACUGUUAAGGAGUUGAGAAUGGUUAGGGAAUUUCUGGAUGUUUUUCCCGAGGAGCUGUCAGGGUUGCCACCCAGCAGAGAAGUAGAAUUUGGAAUCGAGUUGUUGCCUGGGAUGACUCCAGUGUCUAUCGCUCCUUAUCGGAUGACACCAAAGGAGUCGGUAGAACUUAAGGCACAGAUUUAG
Messenger RNA from Gossypium arboreum, 903 nucleotides. RefSeq lists its product as uncharacterized. The record is from RefSeq and is a predicted model, not a curated record. Bases 1 to 903 code for a protein of 300 amino acids. The transcript has a single exon. NCBI's taxonomy places the organism in Eukaryota, Viridiplantae, Streptophyta, Magnoliopsida, Malvales, Malvaceae.